AUCACAAAGCACUGGAUGGGGAUCUAUUUUCUGCUGUUAACUGCAGGGCUCUGCUGGGGGCAGUACAACCCCAACACUCUCCCAAAGAGAACAUCUAUUGUGCAUCUCUUUGAAUGGCGCUGGCAGGAUAUUGCUCAGGAGUGUGAACGCUACUUAGCUCCUAAUGGAUUUGGAGGUGUUCAGAUUUCACCUCCAAAUGAAAAUGUUAUCAUUACUGACCCCCAGCAACCAUGGUGGGAAAGAUACCAGCCUGUCAGCUACAAGCUGUGCACAAGAUCUGGAAAUGAAACUGAAUUUAGAGACAUGGUGACCAGGUGCAACAAUGUUGGAGUGCACAUUUAUGUGGAUGCAGUAAUCAACCAUAUGUGUGGAGCUAAUGCUGGGGCUGGUGACCACGCUACUUGUGGAAGCGAUUUCAAUGCAAAGACCGAAGACUUCCCAGCUGUGCCCUAUUCUGCCUGGGACUUUAAUGAUCAUAAAUGUAAAUCUAGAAGUGGAAACAUUGAGAAUUAUCAUGAUAUAUCUCAGGUGCGGGACUGCCGCCUGCUCAGCCUGCUGGACCUGGCCCUGGGGAAGGACUACGUGCGCUCCAGGAUUGCCGAGUACCUGAACCAUCUCAUUGCCAUCGGCGUAGCAGGGUUCCGGAUCGACGCUGCCAAGCACAUGUGGCCUGCGGAUGUCAAGGCGAUUUUAGACAAGCUGAAAGAUCUAAAUACUCAAUGGUUUCCUGCAGGAACUAAACCUUUUGUUUACCAGGAGGUAAUUGACUUGGGUGGAGAGCCCAUCCAAAGCAGCGAAUACUUUGGAAAUGGCCGAGUGACAGAAUUCAAAUACGGUGCCAAGCUGGGGACAGUGAUCCGCAAGUGGAACGGAGAAAAGAUGGCCUACCUAAAGAACUGGGGAGAAGGCUGGGGCUUUAUGCCUUCCGACAGAGCCCUGGUCUUUGUGGAUAACCACGACAACCAGAGAGGACACGGGGCUGGUGGAGCUUCUAUUCUCACCUUCUGGGAUGCCAGGCUCUAUAAAAUGGCGUCUGGUUUCAUGCUUGCCCACCCGUACGGGUUCACACGUGUGAUGUCAAGUUUCCGCUGGCCAAGAUAUUUUGAAAAUGGAAAGGAUAUCAACGACUGGGUUGGGCCCCCAAGUAACGCGGAUGGCUCCACAAAGCCUGUUACAAUCAACGAGGACACGACCUGCGGCAACGACUGGGUUUGUGAACAUCGCUGGCGUCAGAUCAGGAACAUGGUUAUCUUCCGUAACGUGGUGGAUGGUGAGCCUUUCUCCAACUGGUGGGACAAUGGCAGCAAUCAAGUGGCUUUUGGCCGUGGUAAUAAAGGCUUCAUCAUCUUCAAUAAUGAUGACUGGUCAUUGAAUGUAUCUCUGCAGACUGGUCUGCCUGCUGGCACUUACUGUGAUGUCAUAUCUGGGCAAAAGGAAGGUGACUUCUGUACAGCAGUUGAAGUUCGUGUUGCUGCUGAUGGCAAGGCUAAUUUCCUGAUUGGGAAUGAAGAUGAAGACCCAUUCAUUGCCAUUCAUGUUGAUGCUAAAUUGUAACCAGAUGCGUUGUGCAUGUGCUCUUCCUUCUCCUCUGUAUCUUUGUUAACAGCAGACAGAUGUGCCGAAUGUCCUGGCUCUCCGCACUGCAUGAGCCGAGACUGAGCAAAGUGUGUUAGCUGUAAUACUAAUGAAAUAGUGAACAGCUGCUGUACAGAGAAGGGAACUGGUGGUGCCACUGGGGGUGGUGCUAUAUAUCUGUGCAUUUGUAAGUGCACUUUAUUCAGUUAAGGUACUAAUAAAAAAGGAAGGAGAAGAUUGACAUUAUUAAAUUUGAAAUUGUGCUGUUCUGUG
This is a messenger RNA of Parus major (Great Tit), 1848 nucleotides long. Its product is annotated as pancreatic alpha-amylase-like. Bases 16 to 1554 code for a protein of 512 amino acids. Gene Ontology annotation, biological process: carbohydrate metabolic process. Gene Ontology annotation, molecular function: cation binding; alpha-amylase activity. The transcript has 10 exons. NCBI's taxonomy places the organism in Eukaryota, Metazoa, Chordata, Aves, Passeriformes, Paridae. The record is from RefSeq and is a predicted model, not a curated record.